UUGAAAGUGUCAUCUUCUACAACAUUUUGCAAAACUCCCGAGGCGUCAACGUCUACAAUUCAGUAAACGUCUCGUUCUCGAAUUGCACGUUCGAAGGAGAUUCGUACCAAGUCGAUGCAGAAAACAGACGCAUGGCUGUUGCGGUCACUUUCGAUCAUUUCGAUCAACGUACCCCAUAUCAUCUAACGACGAUCUCCACGGUGAGGCUACUCGACUGUUCUUUUCGCCUAUUCCUGUCAGCAGCGCCCUCGUUUACAUCUGUGUUCGGAGCUAGCAACUCCAGUGAACGAGCUGCAGCCAUCAAAUUGACGUUUUCGGGAAAAGAGACGUUACAGAUGGUUGUAUCUUUUCAACGCUGCUCAUUUGAUGACGUAGAAAUGAAAACGAGCACGACAAUAAACAUACAGUUCUCUGAUGGUGCGUCGAACAACAGAGUAGAAAUACAAAAUUGUCACUUCACAAACUGUACCGCCAAGUUUGGCGCCGCAUCUUUGAUCAAUUUCAAUACGAAUGCAGUCAACAAUACAGUGCAUUUCUCUCAUACUAGAUUUCGUUCUCUCACUGCCAUUCUACAAGGAGGAGCCGCAGUUGUGCGAUUCAUAGACGCACACGAAAACUUUGUCUUUUUCAUGAAUUGUACGUUCUCGCAUGUAGCAGCGCAUGAUCUACUUGGAAUCGGUGCUCUGCUGGCCGCUUACUCUAACGUUCGCACCAGUGUCGCAACUCUCUUUGAUUCCAGCAGUUCGCAUCAGAUUGUAAUAGGAAACGCAAACGUUCACAACAACAUUGCAGCCGAUGGCGUUAUUUACGGCAAAAGUAUUUCCUUGUUACUAACCGGUCGAAGUGAGUUCUGCUGCAGUUCUAACAGUUUUCUCAGUUUGUAUGGUUCACGCCUCACCAUGACUGGAAAUCAAUCAUUCACAUCGAACCGAGCACAUGAAGGAGGAGCCAUCACUCUGUACGACAACAGCAUCCUAGACUUUUCACAGAUCGAUCGUCUUGUCUUGUUCAACAAUUCAGCUCUCGCAUCUGGAGGUGGCAUAUAUUCUGAUCCAGACAGCGGUCAACCGUUUGUAGAAUGGAUCAACAGACGAAUCGGAGUUGCAGAGCAAGAACGCUGCUUUGUAAACAUCAAACACAUAAGCAUUGAUUUUAGAAACAAUUUCAAGUUUCUUUCAAACACUUCAAAGAUCCAGUUUUAUGGUAACACGGCAAAUUCCAACGGUAUAGACAUUAGUGCUGCUUCGUUCACUCGAUGUUACCAUCUCUUUUCUUCCUGCUCUGUUCUCUCCACCAUUUUGCGGGAGCAGCUUGUGCCUGCAGAUAAUCGUCUGCAGUAUGCGUUCAAUCUUGUAAAUGCUUAUCCACAGUCAGCAGAACAAGAAAACUGUACUACAGUCAAGCAGUCUCUCUUUACCACUCCGGUUCAUGCUCAAGUUGCAAGUAAUAUCAAUUGGUUGUUCUUUGAGGCAGCGUCUUGUUCAUGCUUCAAGCAAAUCGUCGAUCAAAAACAGCUAGGUUUCUACUGGCUCUUCAAACAAGUCUGCAAUGCUACAAAAAUUGCCGAUUAUUCCUUGUCUAGAUUCCCUAUUUCCAACGCGUCUGUUCCUAUCAAACGAGCACUGAAUCCACUUCGAGUAACCUACCAGUUUCCAUUUCCUCCAGAAGAAAUGUUUUACGUUCCGUGGGCACAUUCUUGGUUAUCACAAUUUCUAGACAAAGCGAGAGACCAAGAAGUUUCAAACACGGUGCUACUGACAAGUCAUGUCACCUUAACACCGUCACCUGGAGAAACUUUCCAGCUCAAUCUGCGCGCUUUUGAUCAAUUCUUGCGCGCAGUCAACGAUAGCGUGGCCUUUUUGUCGCUGACUCCUCCACAUGAAAAGCUGCAAGUGUCUCCCUCUAUGGCACUACUUCGUCAAGGACACAAUACUUACAAGCGCUCGAGUUCCAUUAUAUUUAUCAUUAACGAGCCAAUCAUCGAUAUCUCAUUGCUUGGCCUCGUGAAUGGAACUGGGACGCUGUGGAUUUCUGCCACAUCCAUAUUUUCAGAUAAUCCAAUUAUUCUUUCCAUUGCAUUCCGUCUUUCUCCGUGCCAUCUCGGCUUCACAGCUAAAAAUGUUGACAUCGACACAGCUCAUGCCUACAUAGUAGAAUAUGAUAACCCAUCGAUUGAUUUUGAUGAAUCAUUACUGUCAUGCCAGUGUAUAGACAGUAACGCUAUUUCUGCCUGUUCUCAAUCCAAAAAGACUGUUCUAAUCAAGGAGAGAACUUGGGCAGGAGAUCUCAAUGCAAACCUGGACUACUUCACUCAGUCCAAUCCUCACAACGGUACAUUGGAUGAAUUGUUAGCACCUGAAUUCAACAAACGUUUUGGCUGGGGAAGUUGUGUGCUCAAUUUCUGUAAAGAGGAAGUUGUACAAGGCAACUGGUUGCUAAACGACAUUGAUCCUUGUGCUGGACAAAGAGCAGGACGUCUUUGCGGAACAUGUCAGCCAGGACUCACAAUCACACCGUUUGAUCUGCAAUGUCAAGACUGUACAGGAUCGACAGGCAAGGCUGGAAUAUUCUUUGUUGUAUUCCUAAUUGUGGCUGGCAGCUUCCUACUAUUGGCUAUCUCCAUAUUCACUGAUAUUAGCAAGUCUACUACAUACGAUACACUGCUCUUUGUAGCUCAAGUAAAUCCGUACUUACUACCUGUUGGUACAACCUCGUCCUAUAUUGUCAGCAAGCUAACUUACCUGUACGUGGCACGGAUUUGCUUUACAGACACGUUUCCAACAGCAGCUUAUCUUGGAUUCCAAAUUCUAGUUCCAAUGUUCCUUCUUCUUCUUCUGCUUGUCCUCGUCGUCACCAAUCUCCGUCCAAUUCGUCGCCUACUGACUUUGCCUCGUGCUCUCAAAGCAGUUGUUUUCAUUCUUUCCAUCACAUACUUCAAUUUUACAGUUGCAGGAAUGGAGUUUCUCAGAGCCAAUCGGCUCUUUGCAGAAGACAAUAUAGGCGGUGGUCUAGUCGUUUUCAUCAACGGUAGUUCCGCUUACACGGGCAGUGGUCAUAUAGGGUUCAUUCCCCUUGGAUUGCUCAUUAUCAUUGCUGCAGCAGUACUGCCUGUGUUAGCCGUUGCCUAUCAGAAUCAUCCUCGAAUAAAGCCACUCUCUGAUAUUUACACAAGUUUUUAUGAUGAUCAACAUCGCUGGUGGGUUACAGUCAACCUGUGGAGACGAUUUGCUCUAGCUUUACUUGCUGUGGGCAUCUCCAUGGCUCCACUACGUAACAUACACUUUGUCCGCCAGAACACUCUCUUAGCCAGCGUCCUCGUCCUUACUGUCAUGCACUUAAUAUUCCAGCCAUUUCGCACAAAGUUUGCCAAUACAUUUGAGACAGUGAUACUAUUCAACAUGUGUCUUCUUUCUGGAAUGAGUAUUGCCACAUCAGGUCUCAUCUCUUAUAACUUGUUCUUGGUGGUGGCAUUCUGGCCCUUCUUUGCAGGACUGAUAAUACUUCUUUACAACCAUAAACACAGAAUAGCAGACGUGUUUCUAAGAGUGUUAAAGAUGUGCAAAGGACGCAAUCACUCAAGCAAAAAUGUGGAUGAAACGAAUGUUGAACAGGAGAAGGAAAUGGAUUCAGUUACGAACAGUGAACAUGCAGUAGCCACUACAACAACUCAGUAGUGUCUAGACAUGCAUGUAUUUAGUGUGUCUAGUCAAUAAUCAAAAUGAUCACUUUCUUAUUGGAAUAGUUAUUGCUUGUAUUUAUCUGCCUCACAUUAGCUAGAAAGUAUACGUAGAAAGUAUAUGUACUGUUC
Corticium candelabrum is the source of this 3808-nucleotide messenger RNA. RefSeq lists its product as uncharacterized. The transcript is spliced from 9 exons. Bases 132 to 3674 code for a protein of 1180 amino acids. NCBI's taxonomy places the organism in Eukaryota, Metazoa, Porifera, Homoscleromorpha, Homosclerophorida, Plakinidae. The record is from RefSeq and is a predicted model, not a curated record.